Molecule: messenger RNA, 867 nt
Organism: Colletotrichum scovillei
Lineage: Eukaryota; Fungi; Ascomycota; Sordariomycetes; Glomerellales; Glomerellaceae
Exons: 2
Coding region: 1-867 (288 amino acids)
Biological process (GO): cristae formation
Cellular component (GO): mitochondrial crista junction; MICOS complex
Source: RefSeq, a predicted model, not a curated record
AUGGGCUUCACCACUGGAUUCACCGGCGGUGUAACCGUAACCCUAGGCGUAGCCUACCUCACAGUCCUCGCCCACCAACGCAACCGCGAAAGCCAAUCCCACACCCUCCGCACCCAACACCACGUCCUCUCUUCCCUCCUCGAGCCCCAGAUCCGCAUCCCCCCGCCCCUGACCCGCGCCGAACAGGCCGUCAAGGACCGCGAGACGCUCCUCACCUCCGCCAAAGACCGCUGGAACCGUGAGGUCGAGAACGCCGUCCGCUGGGCGCAGCGCACCGACUGGGGCGAGGUGCGCGAGGGUCUCGAGAGCGGCGCCGCGCGCUUCUGGGGCGGCACCAUUGAAAAGGCCGGCGAGGCGGAGCAGGCCGUCGAGAAGAGCGCCGUCCCGCUGGCCAAGGAGGCUUCGGCGAAGGGCGCUGCCGCUGCGGAGGCGUCGGGUGCGGAGGUCAAGAAGGAGGCGCGCAGCGCGUGGGAGCGCGCGAGGGAAAAGAGCCUUGCUGCCGAGGAGGCUGCGCGCGCCAAGGCCGUCGAGGCGAAGAAGCUGCUCGACGCGAAAGCCGCCGAGGCCAAGAAGAUUGUCGACAGCAAGGCCGCCGAGGUCAAGGCCGUUGUCGGCGACGUGGUGGACAAGGGACGGCGCCAAGGGGAGGCGGUGCUCGUGGCGGCGAAGCAGGCGGUGGGCGUGGCCGAGGACAAGGUCAGCAUCAAGGCCGACGGCGCGGUGGCGCCUGCGACGACGCCGGUGCAGAAGGCGCUGCACCAGCGGUAUGAGAAGCCGAGCGGGCUGACCAAGAGCGUCAAGGAGGUGCUGGCGGAGCGGUACCGCAAGAUGGACGAGCAGGAUAAUACGCAGCUUCGGGGUAUUUGA